UUACAAAUAUGCCUUUUUUACCUAAUAACAAUCGUUACCAAGGUUGAACUUAAAAUAUUUCAAAAAAAUAUUUCAACUUAAAAGAAUAAUUGCUUAAUGGUCAACUUAAACAUUUGUUCACUGUUACGUUUUUAAUUUUAUUUUUAAAAUCACAAAAACGCUUUUAAAACUUGUCUCAUGGAAACAAAAUUUAAAAUAAUGAAAUUUAGCUUGAAAAUAGCCAGAGCGUAAGCAACUUUCGAGUGAGAAGCUAUCUGGCAACACCGUCGCCUGUCAUACGUCGCUUUAACUUGUUAUUGCUAUCUGUUAUAGCAAUUUGCACCGAACUUGGGAUUUUGUGUUGUGCAAAGUGCAUGUUAAUGCAAUAUCGGAUCUGUGCAAGGUUCUUGCCCUUUCGCUGGUCGUUUGUGCGCAACCUUUUGAUCGCGGCCAGCGUCACAACCGCCGUCACAAUCCAGCCGGCAUUUGCAACGAGCAGUACGUGUCCCUCCAGCCAGCAAAGGUGCUUCUCUUCCAGUUCUAAGAUGAGUGAUCAAGCAGCCUCAGCGCCAGCAGGAUCAGGGGAAUCAAACUACGAAGCUGGCAGCAGCUCGGUGGCAUUUGUGACCACUCCGGAUCGGGAAUCGGCAAGGAAGCUGGCCCGUAGCAUCAUCGAACAGAAAUUGGCAGCCUGUGUCAAUAUUGUGCCAAACAUUGACUCCAUUUACAUGUGGGAAGGGAAGGUCAACGAAGACACCGAGUAUUUGAUGAUGGUCAAGACGCGCACCAAUCGCAUAGACGAGCUGAGCAAGUUCGUCCGCGAGAAUCAUCCAUAUAGCGUUGCCGAGGUCAUCUCGUUGCCCAUCCAGAAUGGCAAUCCGCCGUAUCUCGACUGGAUCGGGCAGACUGUGCCACAAAAGGCAGAGAAAAAGGACUAGUCCGAAUUUAAAAUUAUAUUAACGGCAAAUAAAGUUUCACUAAAAUUACUGACAAGAACUUCUGGAAUAUAAACCAAAAUUUUAAAUUGGCUACGAAAACAAUGAUUCUGAGAAACAGAAUAGUAACGAAAGCAGACAAC
Drosophila eugracilis is the source of this 1057-nucleotide messenger RNA. Its product is annotated as protein CutA homolog. Gene Ontology annotation, biological process: response to metal ion. The transcript is spliced from 2 exons. Bases 354 to 917 code for a protein of 187 amino acids. NCBI's taxonomy places the organism in Eukaryota, Metazoa, Arthropoda, Insecta, Diptera, Drosophilidae. Gene Ontology annotation, molecular function: copper ion binding. The record is from RefSeq and is a predicted model, not a curated record.